AUGGCCUACGCCAGAAACCAGAGCGGUGCCUCUCCCACGUUCCUCCUCACGGGCAUCCCAGGGUGGGAGUGCCGAAGCGCCUGGCUCUCCAUCCCGUUCUGCUUCUUGUAUGCCGUUGCCCUCCUAGGAAACAGCGCCGUGGUCCUGGUGGUCGUGAAGGACCAGAGUCUCCACAAGCCCAUGUACCUUUUCCUCUCCAUGCUGGCAGCCAGUGAGCUGGGGGUGUCCCUCUCCACCCUCCCCACCGUGCUGAACGUCUUCCUCUUCUAUUCCAGGGAGAUACAGAUGGGUGCCUGUUUCGCCCAGAUGUUUUUCAUCCACUGCUUCUCCAUCAUGGACUCGGGAGUCCUCUGGGCCAUGGCCUUGGACCGCUUCGUAGCCAUCUACAACCCCCUCCAGUACGGCGCCAUCCUGACUGGCUCCAGGAUCACCAAGAUCGGCUUGGGGAUUGCUGCGAAGAGCGUCGUCCUCCUCCUCCCGUUGCCCGUCCUCUUGAGCAGGCUGCCCUUCUGCAAGUCCACCGUGCUCGCUCACCCCUACUGUUUGCACCCCAAUUUAAUCCGGCUCCCAUGCGCAGACACCCGAGUCAACAGCCUCUAUGGUCUCUUUGUCUUAAUCUGCACGUUCGGGCUUGAUUCCUUGUUCAUUAUCGUGUCCUACACGAUGAUAAUCAAGACAGUGCUGAGCAUCGCCUCCAAGGAAGGGCGCCUCAAGGCCCUGAACACCUGCGUCUCCCACAUCUGUGCCGUUGUGGUCUACUACACCCCAAUGAUUGGCCUGUCCAUGGUGUACAGGUUCGGCAAGCACGCGUCCCCUGUGUGGCACUCCCUCAUGGCCAACGUCUUCCUCCUCGUACCUCCAGUCCUGAAUCCCAUUAUUUACAGCAUCAAAACCAAGGAGAUUUUCAAGGCCUUUGGGAGGCUCUUCUUUCCAAAGAAGUUCUGA
This is a messenger RNA of Eublepharis macularius, 945 nucleotides long. Its product is annotated as olfactory receptor 51I2-like. Gene Ontology annotation, biological process: G protein-coupled receptor signaling pathway. Gene Ontology annotation, cellular component: membrane. The transcript has a single exon. Gene Ontology annotation, molecular function: olfactory receptor activity; G protein-coupled receptor activity. NCBI's taxonomy places the organism in Eukaryota, Metazoa, Chordata, Lepidosauria, Squamata, Eublepharidae. Bases 1 to 945 code for a protein of 314 amino acids. The record is from RefSeq and is a predicted model, not a curated record.